GUUUGGUCUCUGGGUCAAUGCCCUUCUCUCUCCCUCGUUUUAUUUCAGUUUCUUCAAUUUCUUCCAUAUUGUUUUCAUCAAACAUCUUCACAGUCCCAGUUUACUCUGAAGUGUUUCUACCCCCGAGCAAAUUUCAUCUUCUUCUUCUGAUUUGUGUUUUCUUAUUACUGUGAUUUGGGUUCAAUCAGAUCUCGUCCUUGGUUGCUUCUGAUCCGAAGCUGAACCUCUCUACUUCGCGAGCUUUUGAGCAGCGUGGAGGGUUGUAUUCGAAUCUCUUGGUUUCCUUGGGACAGCCCGUUGAUCUGGAGUUGUUAUCUUACUUCUAAUUUCAACCCACUGGAGAUUUAAGCAAUAUUAUUUUUUCUCUGGUAGGUCUUAGCUCGCAAUGAAAUCACACGAUGCAGUUGAUUUAGAAGAUGGGAAGACGGGAAAAUCCGGAGAUAAGCCAAUGCAAAGAAAGAUACAUAAUCGGGCUUUGCUAUCUGGUUUAGCUUAUUGCAUUUCAUCAUGCAGCAUGAUUCUUGUGAACAAGUUUGUCCUUUCCAGCUACAACUUCAAUGCUGGGAUAUUUUUAAUGUUAUACCAGAACUUAGUCUCAGUGAUCAUUGUGGUGGCUUUGAGCUUAAUGGGUCUAAUAACAACAGAACCGCUGACCUUGAGAUUAAUGAAGGUCUGGUUUCCAGUGAACGUGAUAUUUGUUGGCAUGCUUAUCACAAGCAUGUUUAGUUUGAAAUACAUCAAUGUAGCAAUGGUCACUGUCCUGAAGAAUGUCACUAAUGUGAUAACUGCAGUUGGGGAGAUGUAUCUAUUCAACAAGCAACAUGACAACAGAGUGUGGGCUGCUCUCUUCUUAAUGUUAUACUGCUCCUAGAGGCCUUCAGUGAUGUGGCAUAGCCUAACCUUUCAAACUGUUGGAGAUAUAUGUUUUUUUACUGCUUCCACAAUUAG
Camelina sativa (false flax) is the source of this 948-nucleotide messenger RNA. Lineage: Eukaryota; Viridiplantae; Streptophyta; Magnoliopsida; Brassicales; Brassicaceae. The record is from RefSeq and is a predicted model, not a curated record.